Messenger RNA from Tricharina praecox, 481 nucleotides. RefSeq lists its product as uncharacterized. The record is from RefSeq and is a predicted model, not a curated record. The coding region runs from base 33 to 389 and encodes 118 amino acids. The transcript has a single exon. Lineage: Eukaryota; Fungi; Ascomycota; Pezizomycetes; Pezizales; Pyronemataceae.
CCUGUCAGCACUGCUACGUACUAGAACCGGGAAUGAUCGCGGUCGCUGUGAUGUGUAUGGCCGAUGGAUGUUGGUGUCUGGAGCUCGAGCAUGAGGCCGUACCGUACUGCGUCAAGAUUCAAGAGGCAGUGUCCACUGUCAGCGCCCUAAGGUGGAUGCGUCCGGUGAACCGAACAAAGAGCCCUUCCCACGACAGAACAUCAACAAAGAACCCCCCACCAUCGAAACAUUUUAUGUAUAUUGGUACUCUACUACCUAGUAGGGCGUUGCAACUAGACCACAUCUCAGCCGCAGUCCGUCGUCGUAACGGUCUUCGAGAAAAAUUGGUGCGGAUGAAACGGCUGGACUCCAGAGAUGGGUUUGGAGAUAGGUCUUCUACAAUUGUAUGAUACCGGCACUGCACUCGGAAUCCUCGCUAGAGAACUAGAGUACGCCCACAUGUCCUUGAGUCGAUCACAUAAACCCGGGUUGUUCGCUAGAU